Messenger RNA from Aquila chrysaetos chrysaetos, 2477 nucleotides. It is a transcript of the gene CBFB, whose product is annotated as core-binding factor subunit beta. Gene Ontology annotation, biological process: regulation of transcription by RNA polymerase II. The record is from RefSeq and is a predicted model, not a curated record. Gene Ontology annotation, cellular component: nucleus; core-binding factor complex. NCBI's taxonomy places the organism in Eukaryota, Metazoa, Chordata, Aves, Accipitriformes, Accipitridae. Bases 194 to 757 code for a protein of 187 amino acids. The transcript has 6 exons. Gene Ontology annotation, molecular function: sequence-specific DNA binding; transcription coactivator activity.
GGCGGCGGCUGCUGCUGCUCUGCGCGCGCGGCGCGGGGGGGGGGGGGGGGGGGAGGAGGAGGAGGAGGGAGGAGGCGGGGGAGGGAGGGGGGGCGCCGCCGCCGGCGGGGGCUAACAAAGGGCGAGGCGAGCGCUGGGGCUGGGACAGCGCGGGGCGGGAGGGAGGGCAGCCGGCGGCGGCGGCCCCACCACCAUGCCGCGGGUCGUCCCCGACCAGCGGAGCAAGUUCGAGAACGAGGAGUUCUUCAGGAAGCUGAGCCGCGAGUGCGAGAUUAAAUACACCGGCUUCAGGGACCGGCCCCACGAGGAGAGGCAGGCCCGCUUCCAGAACGCCUGCCGCGACGGCCGCUCCGAGAUCGCUUUUGUGGCCACAGGAACCAAUCUGUCUCUCCAGUUUUUUCCGGCCAGCUGGCAGGGGGAGCAGCGACAGACACCGACCCGGGAAUAUGUCGACUUUGAAAGAGAAGGAGGCAAGGUGUACUUGAAGGCACCUAUGAUUCUCAAUGGUGUCUGUGUAAUCUGGAAAGGCUGGAUAGAUCUACAGAGACUGGAUGGUAUGGGCUGCCUGGAAUUUGAUGAAGAGAGAGCACAGCAGGAGGAUGCAUUGGCACAACAAGCCUUUGAAGAAGCUCGGCGAAGAACUCGUGAAUUUGAGGAUAGAGACAGGUCUCAUCGGGAGGAAAUGGAGGCAAGAAGACAGCAAGACCCUAGUCCUGGAUCUAACCUAGGAAGUGGUGAUGAUCUCAAACUACGUUAAUCAACAGCAGCAGGCGUACCAUGGGUCUGCACACAUGCAUUGCUUCUACUUGGCAAAGGAUUUAAUAAAAGACCAGAAACUGUGAUAACUGGGUAUGCUAUGGUCUGUUUCCUGACCUGCGGCAGUCAAAAUCACCAUGAACUGCCAUGGUUUGCACUAUGUUUAUGUUACAAUACCUGCAUUUCCCAUUUUAAGCAUGUAGCCAGUGGCAAUUUGAAAUUUUGUUUUUCUAUGCAAACUUAUUUUUGUUGGCACUAUUUUAGUGAAAUGGAAACUUAUGCAGCUAUAAAACCAUUUUUCUCAACUGUAAUAAAAAUUGUCACUUAAAAAUAGGUCAAGAUAUUACAGAUUUAAAACUUCUUUUAUUGUUUUUGGUUUUUUUGGUUUUUUUUGUAAACUGCUGGAAGCCAAUGCAUUCCAAGCUUAAUUUUUUUAAUAUGGGCUUUUGGAAUUUUGAUUGUCCUUAUUGUGCUCCUGCUUUGUUUUAGAUACGCAUUCUUAUCUAUCUUUCCGUUUUCUUUUUUUCUAAAUUUGCAAGACCUUCUUAAAACUGCUGACAUUAUUUUGCAUUGUUUCCAAGCUAAACCCAGUGAAUCAGAGCUGUUGGAAUCAGUUUUCAAACUUUGUGGGUUUGUAAAUGUUACAGUUGCAGUAUUCUUUUAACUGCUAAUAAUUCAUUGGUUCCACUUUUUAAAUGAUAAAAUGUAUAUUUUCAUGCAUUUUAAUGCAUUCUGCCCCAGUAUCUCUUAGGUUUUAUUCUGUAUCAAGUGAGUUUGGGUGGUUAUUAUACCCCUGUAUAUAGUACUUUACUGAAACUCAUAGGAAGUCGCAGGCUGGCUUCUGUUUUAUUCAGGGAUUUUUUUAAAUAGUUCUUAAAAGGGGUACUGCAACUCUACAAUCAGAUUCAACAGCAUGUUAAACUGGGAACAGAAGUGAUCAGCUGCCAAGGUGAUAUGUAUUAAAUCAUGUUUAAGAUAGCUGCUUUAAGUAUAUUUUAUAUCUUAGGCUUUUUGUAAAGUUGUGCUGAAUGGUGAAAAGUUGAGAUGAGGUUGUGUGCAGAAAAUCUCAUACCGUGCGUAGGACACUUCUAUUCAAUCUUAUGCAAAUUAAGACUACAUUGCAGUAUAUAUUGCAUUUUCUAACAGGGUAAGAUUUGGGAUGAGUUAAUCUGUGUGAAUUAAUCUUAUUUGGGGUGAUGGUGAAUGGACUUGUUCCAAAUUUUUCAUUGCAUCCAAUAUUUGAAGAUGAUUGAUGGGAAGUGUGAUGUCAUUUGGCUUUGUUAAAAUGUGGUGCUUCCUGUACAGCCUGAUGAAUAAAAAUGUCAGUUAAAUACCUUUUAAAAAUAGGUGAUCUGACUUCAGUGUAUUAAGAAUUAUUUUGAAGGUAGAAACUCUGUAUGGUUAGAACAGUUAAAUCUUUAUUAAAUUCUAUAAUUAAGAUAAUUACAUUCCUCAUUAAUGGCAAAACAAUUGAUGCAAAAGAGGUCUUGCAAAAAUGUAAGCAGAUGUCAAUGUGAAGGAGAAUCUUUGUAUGUUAAUAAUAUGAAUAUUUAACAUUCACUUAAAAAUGUCAAUAACUGUAAACUGUGAGAAUGUCAUCAAAUAGAAAUAUUUUGAUACUUCAAUUUAAAUGUGAUUCACCUGAAAGAUAACCUUUUUCACUCUGUGGCCACGUAUUCUUCUCGCUCUUCUUCCCCCAAAGAAAUAAUUUUUCUAAAGUG